AUGAGUAACUACGUAAACGCACACCCCACCGAUGUCACCAACGACAUAAACGCCUAUACGUUGGAGACCCCAAGCAGUACUGAACGUUCGAAAAGGGUUCUGGAACCGGAAGUGGACACAACGCUUUGCGGCCGCGACGGGUCACUGAGGGAGCGCCGUUGUAAGCUAUUUAAACUGACCAUGUUGGCAAUAGUGCCUGGCGUAAUUAUCAUAGUCCGCGACGCUAUGAAGGUCGCAAGGGACGUACAGACGUUUCAACAAAACCGCGACGUGCAGGAAAUAAUCCGGUUCAGCGUAGAGAUUAGUGACGUCAUACAUGCCAUGCAGAUAGAGCGGGGAACCACCGCCCUCUACGUGUCCUCCAAUGACGAUCCAUUUUUACACUCGCGUCUCUUAAAUGUGUACCAAGACACAGACGCUGCAAUAAGCAUUCUGUCGAAAUGGAUCAGCAUCGGCUCAAAGGAAUUUUUCCAGACAAAGUAUAGUUUUCAGCGACAUAUCAGCGAGUUCAGAUCGGACCUCGUCUCACGUAACGUUACGCUUAGUGAGGUGAUAAACUUCUACAGCGACGACAACGGAGACUUCGUCGCCAUGAUCGGACGGAGUUUGAACCUGCGUAAGCCUUUCAAUUUUUGGGUGGACCUGGCGUCCUAUCAGAGACUGAUCAUUAGCAAGGAACAGGCAGGGAUAGAGAGAGCUCUGGGUAGCACAUACUUCGCUAGAGGUCACCUUCCGGACACUGACCAUCACUGGUACAUCGAGAGUCGUGUGCUGGGUGCCCACUUUCUGCAGCAGAGCCGCAUAUUCUCCGAAUUUACUGAAUCGAACAUCGACUCCCUUUUCGAAGGUACCGAUCUGCAUGCAAGAAUUGUAUCGAUGCAAGAGCAGAUCAUAGACAACAAAUCAGUGGCGCCAUCUGUUGAGGCAGCUGCAGAUGAAAACUCUUCACUACUCGAAGCGAUGGCGAUUAGCGCUGUUCAGUUUACUAUUGGCAUUGUGAUAUUGCCAGUUGUCAUUAUCCUUGUCCGUAACAUAAUCAAACUUAUCAAAAAGAUCAAGAACUUCUCGGAAGAUCUGCAGGUCAAAACUUGCGAACUAGAGGCGGAAAAACAACGAACGGAAGAGCUUCUGUACCAGCUCCUUCCGAGAUCGGUUGCUAAGCAACUGAUGACUGACGGAAGCACGUUACCAGAGUCAUAUCUUUCCGCGACCAUAAUGUUUUCAGAUGUUGUUGGAUUCACUUCCAUUGCGAGUUCGAUAACACCGAUGCAAGUGGUGAACUUUUUGAAUAGCCUCUACAUGACCAUUGACAACAGGCUCAAAGAUUUCGAUGUAUACAAGGUUGAGACAAUAGGGGAUGGAUAUAUGGUCGCGUCCGGUCUACCAAACAGAAAUGGCGAAAAGCAUGUGGCAGAAAUAGCCAGAUUGUCCCUAGAUUUAUUGAAAACUAUGACGGAAAAGCAGAUGCCACACUUACCGGACCAGAAAAUAUGCUUGAGAAUGGGUUUCAACACUGGGCCAGUGGUGGCAGGCGUAGUUGGAGUGAAGAUGCCGCGCUAUUGCAUCUUCGGUGACACGGUAAACACUGCCUCGCGAAUGGAGUCAACUGGACUACGGUUCACCCUAGCAACCGAUGACAACAACUAUCAUCCACAGCAACCGAGUCAUAUAAACUUUGGCACGUGA
Molecule: messenger RNA, 1686 nt
Organism: Dreissena polymorpha
Lineage: Eukaryota; Metazoa; Mollusca; Bivalvia; Myida; Dreissenidae
Product: receptor-type guanylate cyclase daf-11-like
Exons: 10
Coding region: 1-1686 (561 amino acids)
Biological process (GO): cGMP biosynthetic process; intracellular signal transduction; receptor guanylyl cyclase signaling pathway
Molecular function (GO): guanylate cyclase activity; peptide receptor activity
Source: RefSeq, a predicted model, not a curated record